CGGUUGCCUUAGCUCUUCAAUUUAGAGGCGGUUUUUCUAGUUUCGCGGAAAAUGCUGCCUCGUCUUUCGAUUUAUGUUGUCUUAUUAGUUUUGACUUUUAUUUCUUUUAUAAAAAGUGACAAAAGUUGUGACGCGGAGGGUGAAGAAUGUGAUAUAGGCACGAACGAUCAUGAAAAGACCAAAUAUCAAAAGUCAACAAAAUGGAAGAAAUAUCUGUCGUUGAUUGACAAGGCUGUGGAGGAAUAUAAAGAAUGUGAAAGCACAGACUGUUCGUGUUACGACAGUGUUAUAGAAGACGAUUUAUCGGUGUGGAAAAAUAAAGAGGACGGUAUUACUGCUGAGGGUAUAAACAAGGCGAAGGCUAAUGGUGUCCAUUAUCAAAUCAUCAACCACAAAUUAUACCGUGAGGAGGAUUGCAUGUUCUCUGCCCGAUGUGCGGGUGUGCAGCAUUAUAUAUUGGAAAUUAUCAAGAAAUUACCCGAUAUGGAAAUGAUAAUUAAUGUGCGUGAUUGGCCACAAUCCUCAAAGUUCAAUCCACCAAUCCCAGUGUUUUCAUUCAGUACUGUAAAGAAACAACAUUGGGAUAUUAUGUAUCCUGCCUGGACAUUUUGGGAGGGUGGACCAGCUGUUUGGCCAAUAUAUCCAACCGGUUUAGGUCGCUGGGAUGAACAGAGGAAUAUUAUUCCAGCAGAAGCAAAGAAAUGGCCAUGGGAGAAAAAACACACAAAAGCCUUUUUCCGGGGGUCAAGAACAAGUGCAGAACGUGAUCCCUUAAUUCUCUUAUCAAGAGCAAAACCUGACUUGGUAGAUGCAGAAUACACAAAGAAUCAGGCUUGGAAGUCUGAGGCAGACACACUUCAUCGACCGGCAGCUACUGAGAUCAAACUGGAAGAUCACUGUAAAUACAAAUAUUUGUUCAAUUUCCGUGGUGUAGCAGCUAGCUUCAGAUUUAAACAUUUGUUUUUAUGUGAUUCACUUGUGUUCCAUGUCGGUGAUGAAUGGUUGGAAUUUUUCUAUCCAGUCUUGAAACCAUGGGUGCAUUACAUUCCUGUUAAGCAAGAUUUAUCAGAUGUUGAAGAUCUUCUACAUUUUGCUAAAGAAAAUGAUGAGGUUGCUAAGGAAAUAGCAACAAGAGGGAGACAGUUUAUCUGGGACCAUCUCAAAAUGGAGGAUAUAUCAUGCUAUUGGAAAAAACUCCUCAAAAGUUAUGCCAAACUUUUGAAGUUUAAACCACAAAGAGACAAUAGCCUCAAGCAAAUUAAAUAAAUAGCUCAUUUUUAUUCAUCUAUUUAUUCACCAUUACUUUUCUAUUGGUGUAUUUGUUGUAACAGUAAUUUUUACAUACAUUCUACAAUUUUAUCUUGAUAAGACUGGAUAUUUUUAUUUUGAUAAUUGACAUAUUAUUAUUAUUCUGUGGGUGUCGUUUUAUUGUUUAUUUUUAGAGGUCUUUAAACAUGUAAUUAUAAUAACCAAUUUUGUGUAAAAAAAUUUCAAAACAUUGUCAUUUGUGAUUUGUCUCAGUUCAAUAUACAUGCUCUAAUUCAAUAAUAAUAUUCUGUAAACUUGUACAUACAGUGUGCAUUUAUAUGUAUAGUUUUUAUUCAAUAUUGGUAUUUUGUAUUUUACCUUCGGUUGACUAAUGUACAGAGAAAAUAUGUAAGAAUAAUAAGAUAUUAAAGAUUUAUUUUACUUAUCA
Molecule: messenger RNA, 1696 nt
Organism: Patella vulgata (common limpet)
Lineage: Eukaryota; Metazoa; Mollusca; Gastropoda; Patellidae
Product: protein O-glucosyltransferase 1
Exons: 1
Coding region: 52-1266 (404 amino acids)
Biological process (GO): protein O-linked glycosylation; positive regulation of Notch signaling pathway
Cellular component (GO): endomembrane system
Molecular function (GO): UDP-xylosyltransferase activity; UDP-glucosyltransferase activity
Source: RefSeq, a predicted model, not a curated record